UACCUACUUUCUGACUUGAUUCAUGCUUAAGAAUGCUGGAACAGAUAAAACAUUUAAAAUAGGUUUGAUAAUUUAUUGGAAACACGAGAUGAACAAAUUUAUAUCAAAGCUCUACACAAUAAUUCACUGGUAGAGCGUGUCCAGACUAGUACUGUUCAGUAUCAGUACCUCAUUCACAUUUAUUUAUUUAUGAAUUUAUGCCUACUCGUUUACUACUACUAACAUUCUAAACUGCCUAUCAAAAACACCAGACUACACCAAGGCCCCAUAUUCAAACAAAGAAUAACUGCGGAGAGUGUGCUAAUUCUUCACCAUGGCUGAAAGGGCACAUGCCGAUAGCCAAAUGACCACUGGAUUUGAAUGAUGAUGAUCACCAGACUGUUAAAAUAAUCUAGUCUUGAGUCUGCAUGACCUAGCAAGUACAUAUACUAGUAGAUUUCCCUAGCUCUUUUUAUUAUAUUUGGCCUCUGAAGGUUAUGAUUAUUAAUUAUUAUUGAUACAAGUUGAGCCCAAUAAUAACUAAGGGUAACCAAAUCAUGAACUGGAAAAAACGGGACACACCCAAGGAGGGUUUGGGGGGGAUACCCUCGAGCUAAAGAGGGGUUCAGGGGCCUCCUGGAAUUUGAAAUAUGCUAAUUUUAACUAUUUUCAGACCUAAAAAUCUUUUUAAAUUUACCAUCAUUUUUGUAAUUUAAUUUAAACUCUGAGGCAUAUCAAAAAAGAAAACAAUAAUUUUGCAGUGAAUACUUAUUUAUUUAUACAUGUAAGAUCUAUGGCAGGGAUACUGUCAUUUACGCAGCAUCAGCAGAGUGGUGGAUGGGGAACAGUGCACAUCACACUGGCACUGGCUACACAGCUAGCCAAAAUAUUACUUGAAGUUGUAUUAUAAAUUAGGAAAGUUUAGUGUUUGGUUUUAGAAACAGGACAUUUAGGUGCCCCAAGAGACUUUUUUCGGGACACCGGAUACGAUCGUGAAAAACGGGUCAAUCCCUACAUUAACUCACUAACAAAACAAACUCACAUUAGCCUUCAAGGCCUAAGUAAUUAGUACUAAGUAACUAAAUUAACAGUAGUAGAUCCCUACUUGAUUAUAGAUGAAAUACUGAUACAAGAGCUUUAUUUUAAAUUUGACUUCACCAAGUCAUUUUAUUACUAGUACUUUUCUAGUAGUUCUAAGUACGGUAGCAAGUAACAUUAAGAACAAGUAAAUGGUUAAUUAGUAGGCCUAACUAAUUUAGCCUAUAAAUGUAAUUUUUAAAAAAAAUACCUUGUCUGUAUUAUUUGUUACUUACAUUUGCGGAGUCUAGUCUAGGCUCUAGUACAGGCAUAGGAUUUCCUAAACUUUUUUUAUAUACUCUGUACUUCCAAAAUUUUUUUUAUUAAGUUUGUUAUCCCCUAUGAAUUGUUUGAAUAAGUAUUGCACCUCCUACGGAAAUCAAACGUAACAUGGCAUUUUAAGAUUGGAAAGAAAUAUGACUUAUAAUUAUUUGUUUAAAAUUACAGAGAACUGUAGAACUUAUACAAUGAACUUGUGACAAAUUACCAAAAUGAAAAUGAAUAAAUUAAAACAUUAAAUACAAAUUUUAAUAUAUUUAAAAGCCAGUACCUCCUCUGUUCUUUUAAUCACUUUUGCUUGCUCUGCAAACCCUGUCAUCAUCUUCAGUGGUGCUACAGUCCAUGUAGGGACCUGGCCUGCUCCACCACAUUCUUCCACUGGGAUAGACCUAUGGCUUUCUGCCUCCAUGCUCUGACCCCCAGCUGAUGUAAGUCCUUCUCUACAUCAUCAAUCCAUCUCAGUCUUGGUCAGUUGGUGAGCCCUCUGCCCUCAAGUUUCUGACUGUAGCUCUUUUUUGCUGUUCUACAACUUCAUUUCAAGGUUGUCCUCUCCUUCGCAAUCUGACUUUUUAAAUUUGUUCAACUAAGGGUGGGUCUUCAAAAAAUGUAUAUUUCUCUUGGUUUUUAUGGAAUCUCUAUCCAUCAUAGUCAAUUUUGUUUCAUUACACAUUUGCCAUGUUCUUCUUGUCUCUCUCUGAAACACCAUUAGCCGAGACUUGGUCUUUGUUCAUCCUUCUAUAAGUUCUCUGCAAUCUGCGACAUACCAUCUUGUUCUUUUCCCUGUCUGUUUAAAUCCUAUUAUAGCCUGUGUUACACUUUUAUCAAUUUGAUUAAUUUUUUCGCCGUUGCUCAUUUAUAUUUAUGUUGUUGCCAUUUCUCUUUUGAAUAAUUCUAGUUGAGUAUGAUGUAGUAUGAAUCUUUAGUUGAUAUUCCUCAGUAAUUUUUUGGGUCUCUGUUUAACUUCUAGCUAUUGAUUUUACUGUUUUAUUUCUUUCAUUUUGUUAUUAGUGAUGUUGCAAAUUCUUUGUUUACAUUUAAUUUUUACAAGUCUGAGUCUACUUCUGCCCCUCUAAAGCUUCAUACAUCCUAGUAAGUUGUUGCCAUAUCUCCGGUCAAUGACUGUGAUCUAUAUGAUUUCAGGUCAAUCCAUCUGGGGAUAUCCAUAUCGCUUUAUGCAUUUGUUUGUGUUGGAAUAUUUUGCUGCUGAUCAUCAUUACUUUUCCUGUAUUGAAGUCUAUUAGACAUGCUCGAUUGUCACUGCUGUCACCAUGCAGAAUUUCCUUGCUCAUAAUUGGUAUGUAAACAGGGUCUUUUCCGGUUUUUGGGUUGAAAUCUCCCAAGAACUGUUUUGGUAUUAUGGCGUGGUGCCUCAUCAAAUAUUCUUCCAACUAUUUCAUAAAUAGUUUGCUUAGAUAACAUAAUGUUAAACAUAUUUCCUCUUAUCCUUAUGGAACUUUGUCUUUCACUCACUGGUUUGAACCCAAUGAUUGCAUUUAUUUUCUGUCUUUUGACUGCAAUCCCUUUUCCCUAAGGGGUUAGUGUUGUUUCCCCUAUAGAAUAUUGUAUAGCCCUUAGUAUAUCCCAGUCUUACAUAGUAUAUCUGAGUCUUACUUAGUAUAUGUGAGUCUUUCCAUCCUUCAGUACAGCAACAGUGAUUAUAUAACCUACCAAUUUGUCACUGAGGCUGGCAAGCGCUCCUGCUCUAUGAAGACUCAGAACAUUUCAGGUCAUCAAAAAUAAAUUAUGUCCUUGUCUAGGCAUAGGUCAAAAUCUAUAAAUAUCAGUCCAGUGUUUGUUUGUGAUUUAGCCUUCAUAACAAUGGAGAACAAAACUCUGAAUUCAAACCCGGAGAUGGAGUCUUGUAGGCGGAUAACAUUGGUACAAUGAAACAUUCCGACAACUCCUGCAACGCCACUGGUGCCAAGCUGUAUCAUCCACUUGAUGUUCCCUUGGCUUAUCCAAGGGCAUGGAGAGAGGUGAUUUGCUGUUGGGAACCAGCUUAUAAUCCUAAAAGGAUAAUCCCAGGCCUUGUGGAUUUGGUCUUGCAAAAUCUACAUCAUCGUCAUAUUGUGACGGACAGAUGCCAGCAAAAUCAAUGGAAUUAUAAAGUGACAGGGUCAUCAGCCGUGCACACAAUUGUCUGGGGGGGAUGCCCCUUACAGCUCUCGGGGUAGCUGCCUUUGUUUUGGGUCAGGGCCCUCGCCUUUGUAAAUCACUUUAUCAACUACAAGGCUGCAGUUGCUGGCUUUGAUCCACCCUGUGUAUUUUAUUUUCUUCAGUGCCCACCAUACCUGGUGGGAGACCCCCUAUCCGCCACCUGGAGAAGCUCCCUAUGGGAGGUCAGCCACUCUACAUGAGAUUAGACAGUGUCACAAAGUAAUUUUAAAGUCAGAAGGCAUACUUUUUACUAAUUUAAAACAGUUUUUUAGGAUGAGCUCAUUAACUUAUUCCUUAUCCAACCUCUUACUCUGUAGCAAUGAUCAGGUGCACCUCUACUGCAUUUCAGAUGUUUCUGUGGGAGCUAUCUGUAGGGUUAGGUUUGUUACCUGCAGAUUAUUUUCUAUUGUCAAGAUAUUUUCUGUGCCAGGUUUAAUUAGGUCUCCAGGGAUUUUUCCCAGAAUAUCUAUUUGAGUUCUUUCUAAUGCCCUGGCAAGUGAGCUUGCUGACAUUCUACAAUGGCGAAACACCAUUCAGAAACAUGCAAGCACAUUUGCUGCUAAUAGCCUUCACACCUAGUCCUCUAACUCUUAUUCAGUUCUAAUAACAUUGAUCAGUGGUUUUAUUUUGUACCUAAAUAAAUUAUCAUUAACAUGCAGUAUACCCCUUUCAAGUUUCAAUAUCAUCCAACUUAAGCAAGAAUGUGGAGUCUAGUAUUACACAACUAUGACAUAUAAAAAAAAUAAAGGGGUAAAACUACAAAAAUCAAGAAGCAACAUGAAGAACACUAGUGCCUAUACAGUCAAGAGAUAUUAAUGAUUUAUUCGAAACAUAUGACUACUGAGAUUUAUUAGAUAAUUUAUCCCAAUUUGAUUAUAUUUAAGACAAUAAAAUUAUAUUUAGAGGACAUUUAGAUCAUUCUAUGUUAAAGAUAAUACUUUCUGAAUUUCACUGUUGGGUUUCCAUAACUCAGUUAAUUGCUGACUUAAUAGAUAUUUUAUUUUUCCUGCUACAUUUAAAAUAUGUGUUAACCUGUCAAACUCUUCAAUGAUAUUUUAGUAUCUGAAAGUUCAUGCCAGAAACCAGCAAAGAUGAUGGUAAAUGACCAAAUGAUCCUUGAAGAGGACUAUGACGAAAACUAUGAACCAACAGAAAGUGGUAUGGUUACAAAUACAUAAUUAACCUAUUAAUUAUGACAGGAAUCAGUUUUACUGAAGAGCUAGGGUGCCUUAUCUCUCAAACGAUAAUGUGUGGUAUAUUUCAUAAGAAAAUCUUUUGAAAGGUCAAGCCAUUUCGUGGACUGUUGGAAUAGUGGGGUUGAUCUUUUUAGACUGGUUAUAAAUAUAAUUAUGAAACACAAAAUAUAAGUUGUAUAGCAUCUCUUUCAUUUUUAAAUAAACCUUUAAUGAGUGAAGCAUAGACUUUCAUUAUUGUCUACAUCACAUAGUCUUAAAAUGGUUGCACACUUAAUUUUGUAGCAGUAAUAACUAUUGAGUUUAUUUCGAACAUUGAGACAUGCUGUUUAUUAACUAUUAAAUUCAGAAUAUCCAUUCUAAUUGUUGGGCUGUCUGUAGUGUUUGACACAAGCUGUUAACCAAUGUGGCAUAUUAUAGCAGCCAUUUAAUCUUUGAUUUUUUCUAAAAUAUUUCAGUAUUUAUAGUAUAUGGUAUAGUAUAUUUAGGCCAGAAUUCAUUUAAUCCUUUACAAUAUCCUUUAUUAUAGCAUUGCAAGGGCAUAAGAAGUCAAAUGAUUAUGUCAUUUCAACUGUGGGGAUAAGAAUAAGAAAUGAUAAUUUUUAUGCUGAAAAGACAGGUCACAAGCAAUGAGUAGUACUAUAAACUCUUGAUAUCUUUCUUUUCAGAAAUUAUUGAGUACGCAGCAUCGAUUGGAAUUGAUAUUGACAAUGAACAGCAUCUUUUGUGGAUUGCUAGAGAGGGAAUCAAUGCACCCCUUCCUGACAAUUGGAAGCCAUGGUAAUUAGUUUUAAUUAACUAAUUAUACGAGUGUUAAGACUACAAUAAAGCUUUCAAGUAGAUUUAAUCAGACAAAAACAUUUUGUUUAAAAAAACAAUAUUAGUUCAGCUUUAAUAAUGAUCAUUCAGUUUCCAAACAUUUCAAUGGCACGAACCGUAAUGGAAUUUUAGACAUUGCAGUUACUGGUAUAUUUUAUGCAAGUAAUACAUCUGAUAGAAUUUACAUGGAAAAUAAAUUGAUAGUAAGAUUUGGUAUGUUGACUCCAUACAGUAUACACCAAAUUCACAAUUUUACAUAGCUGCAAUAUCUUUUUUCUGUUUGGUUUUUAAAGUUUACUUACUUUCACGUCCUCUCUGUUCUUCUGAACAUAGUUUUUAUCAGGGACUUGCGCCAAUUCUUAUUCAUUUCUUUCAUUUUUAGGUAAGAUACAUGUAUAUCUAUAUUAUGUAAAUUUAAUUUAUACUUAUAUGAUGGCCUUCCCCUUUUUUCUCGUUUAACAAUUAAAAUUAAUGCUCUUUAUUUUAGGCUGAUUAAACUAUUCUUACAUUUUUCCAAAGCCUAAGAUUUUUAAGACAGAGCAUUAUAUUUACAACUCCAUUAUAUUCUUUUUAAACAUGCUUUUUCCUUACAAACAGACUAAAAGUGCAUCAUUUCUUUUAUUCCAUCUUUAGCCAAGCACCAUCUGGUGAUGUAUACUACUUCAACUUUGCCACUGGAGACAGCAUAUGGGAUCACCCUUGUGAUGAGUUCUACAAAAACAUGGUGGCAGAAGAGAGAAAGAAGGGCUCUCCAGAUAAGAAUUUAGGUAACUGAGUUCAAGCAAGAAUUAACUUGGAAAACAAUAUUGCUACGAGAAUAUACACACAAUAAACUCUAAUUAAGACAUUUGAUGUCGUUAAGAUUUCAUUUUGUUAGAUGUUGCUCAUUGGAGUGGGGUGAAUGCAUGUCAUUGAUAAUAUAGGUCCGAGAUGCUUGAAUGGAAUGUUGUUUCCAAAGAGUUUGGUUUUACAUUGAAGUGGUGAUAAUAGGAAUUAUUGUUUGUACUUCGCAUGCCCAAAUGACUAAGGCUACAUUCUAGUUGAGUUAACUUGACCUUUAUUUUGUUUAAAGUGGGGGAGAGGUGCACAAUUUGUCUGCCUCAAUCUCUUGUCUUUUCCUAUUUUUAUCCAAUGACAAGACUUGGCCAAGACAACUGGGAGAUUGAAUCGGCAACAGUGUAUGACCAUCAUUGUUUCAUGUGUUCAUUGUGCUCUUUUAAGAGUUCGACGUUGUAGAAGUUGCAUGAAUUUUCAUUGUGUCAGUGUCAUACCGCCUAUGGGACUCCUUCUCCGGGUUUGAAUUUAAAGUUUGCCUUCUCUUAGAUGAGUUUCCUUCCAAGGUUAAUGAGUCCCAUCCACCGGGGUGCUGGUAUUGUUUUUAGUUUGUCUAGGUUUGAAAUUGAACUCCAAUCCACGGUUUUGGAAUUUACACAUUUUGACAGAAAAGCCAACCUCUAGGAAUAUAGCUAUGCGGUCUUCCUCUGCAGUAAGUAGAGCGACAUUAAUGUUGGGUCAUUUAGAUCUUAAGCUCAGGUGGCUGUUCUAAAAAAAAAAGAGAAGGAGGUUUAUGUACAAGAAGUACAAGAGUCUUGAUAUUACUAAAUAGAAGUUAGUCUCUUGGCUAAAAUUGAAGUUAAUUCAAUUAAUUAUUUUGAUCUGCAAAAUUAUUGUGUGUUUUUCUUGUAUGUCCAGUCAGAAGGAGAAGAUGUUUUAGAUUGCAACCACAUCUAAAUAUGCCACAAUUUCUUCUUAAUCUUGUCAGGCGUAAUGAAUAAAUUCUUCAUUUUAAAAUUUUUAUUAAGGGUUGUGCUCGAUAGUCAAGGAUAGAGAUAGUUUGGUGCACAUAUUGAAUGUGGAAAUUCAUAUUUGGUGUACUGCAGUAAUAGACUGUUCAAAAUCACUUUUCAGGAAAUAAGAAAAAGACCAAAGUUAAAGAAGACACCAAGAAAAAGAAGGGAGGUGCAUCCCUCACAACUUCUAGCAUGGGAGGCAGUGGAGGAGGCGAUGAUCUAGGCCCAUUAACAAAGGCACCUGGAACAAAAGUAAGUAGAACGUUUAAAUCUCUGUAGAUUUGAAAACAAUGUGAAAUAAACACAUUGAUAAAAGUCAUGGAAUUCACUUCAUCUGGUUCUUGAAUUGUUAUGUAAAUGUGUUUUCUCCAUUUUUGAUCAGUUGUCACAGCUAAAUCCACUAUUGUUGAAAGCAGAGCCAAGUGUUGGGACACCAAAGUUGCACAAAGGAAACCCUGGACCACUGGGUCCAGUCAAGUCUGGAGAUAGUUUGGGAGGAAUGUCACUGCUGAGAGACUCAGCUGGAAAUUCCCAACCAGUAAAUAUGCCACAUACAAUUUUUUACACUAUCCAUAAUGACAGUCUGUACAAUGAUUAAAUUAAGAAAAUUGUUAAUAACAAAAACUAAUAUUCUUAUAUUAUAACCUUUGAAGUAGUUCUUUUAGUAUGUCUUGCAAACUUUUAGACUUGUAAGUUUAUAUAAAAUCUACUCUAGAUAUUCACUUUGGAUAGUUUGAUAUUUAGGUUAAAAUUUCUCUUUUUUGGAUUAGGAAAAUUAUUUUGACUUGUAAAUUUCUAUAAAUCUAAUUUUUGGUUAUUUAGAUACGUGGUAGUUUCAAUACAACAAGUGGAUCGUAUAAUAAAAGUUUAAAUGUAACAAGUAGUGUAACAAUACCAGUCUACUCAGGGGAUUACGAGGAUGAGGAUGAUGUGAGUAUGUUGAAAGAAAAGUUGAAAACCAUUUUUCAUUAAUUGGGGCUUAAAGGGGGAAUUUAUUUUCCUUUGGAUUAUUUCAAAAUGUUUACUUACUUAUAGUAUCUGUUUUGAUUGAAGUUGUGGACUAUGAAAUGCAAAGGUUUACCUUUAUCAGCAUCUUUAAAAUAACCAAAUUGUUUAUGAUUUUUAAAUUAUUUUUUAAAAAAUGACUACAUACUCAAUUUUUUUUUUUUUAAACUUAGAUUGUAUUUCUGAAGAUAUAGUUUUAAACUUAUAGAUAUAGGCUUUAAAAUGGUCAAUGUUUGUGGAGUAGUUUGGUGUAAACAGAUAUUAAGAAAUAUACGAUAAGAUAAGUUUCUAUAUUGAUCCUAAUAAAUAGAUUUUUAAAAAAAAUUGCAUUGCAAUUAUUCAUUUUCACCACAUCAAUAAAUACAUUUUGUUAAUGAAGAUAACAUUUUACAGUUACAACAAUUUAAACGCGUGACAUCAAAAGUAUUUCUAUAGCAUAAGCUUUAGCCAUAUAUGAACUCCUCAUAUGACAAUAAUGACUUAAUUAGUGAUCAUUUAGUUUUGGUAAUUGCUGGGGAGCACGCUGGUAAAUUCGUACAGACUGGGGAAAAAAUAAUUUUUAUAUCUUUUGGUCCUAGCUUUAAGAUAAAGAAUUUGCCCUGAUAGAGCUGAACAUAAGCAUAAUGUUUAACAUAGAUUGACAUGUUCAAAUUAUCAUUAGGUAGUUUGUAGCAGUAAAAAGUUAUUCUAUUAGAAUGUGAGUAUAAAAUGAAAUCUAUUUUUAGAAAAUGACAAUAAAAUUAUAUUUUAUUUUAGGAAAACAGUCGGCCAGGACUUGGUUUUAAUGUACAAGAUAUGGCUGCUUUAGGAUAUGAGGUAGGCCAAUAGGGAUUUGGAUCUAUUUCAUUGAGAAAUAAGUCAAUUAUAAAAGUAGACUACUGUAAAUCUCUGAAACAAACAAUGAGUGUUAGUAAGCAGUAUAGUGAAGCUUUAAAGAAAUAGAUAUGAUCCAUGUAAAAACAUUUCACCUACAAGCCAUUAUUAGCUAUACACAAAGUACACUAUUUUAGAUAUGAUCCAUGUAAAAACAUUUCACCUACAAGCCAUUAUUAGCUAUACACAAAGUACACUAUUUUAGAUAUGAUCCAUGUAAAAACAUUUCACCUACAAGCCAUUAUUAGCUAUACACAAAGUACACUAUUUUAGAUAUGAUCCAUGUAAAAACAUUUCACCUACAAGCCAUUAUUAGCUAUACACAAAGUACACUAUUUUAGAUAUGAUCCAUGUAAAAACAUUUCACCUACAAGCCAUUAUUAGCUAUACACAAAGUACACUAUUUUAGAUAUGAUCCAUGUAAAAACAUUUCACCUACAAGCCAUUAUUAGCUAUACACAAAGUACACUAUUUUAGCUCUUUCGCUGCACAAUUUUUUUUAUAGAAAAAAAUUUACAUUUAUUUCAAAGAGCAAAAUAAGUGAGAGGUUGGGUUUAUUAACAAAUAUGUAAAAGGUUAUAUUUUGGUUUAUAAGACUAAACUUGGUAUCAAAUGAAAGUUAAUUGAAAGGACUAUAUAUUUGUAAACUUCUUUCUUCAGUUUAAAUAAAAUAAGUUACAGAAAAGAACCAUAAAAUGUGAAAACAUUUUAUGCUAAACCAUUUUAUCUCCACUUCUAUAACUCAAAUCCUCUAAAACUGUUACUAUUGGAAUCAUGCGAUGGAUCUAAAUAUAAAUGAUCUUCACUAUCAAAAGAAAUAGUUUAAAACGAUUCCAAAGCUUUUUGAGCUGUUAAUCGUUUAGGAAACUUACUCACCUACUAGGGCCUAGAGUAGCCAUAGCAACAGUAGAAAAAAAAUAGUGCAAAGAAAAUCAUAAAAUAAUGCUUCAAAUUACAACAAAGAAACCUUUGUUUUGCUUAUAAACAAUGAAGUACCACUCUUCUGUGUAAAAAGUCUUAUUUAAAAAUAGCUCUUAAAAAGUUUAACCAACAAACAUGAUAUUGAAAUAACACGAAACACAUUGGUCAGUGCUUUUGAGAAUAACGGAUGUAUGCACUGUGCGUUGCUCCGCACCUUUAGAGUUAAAAUAUACAUAAUAUUACCCUACUAACUGAAAAAACACAAAAGAAAGGAAGUGGGGGGGAAGUAUAGUCUAAAAUAAACAAAUUUAGAGUCCAGCUGAUAAAAUAAAAUUUAGAGGUAGUUUUUUUUUCAAUUCGGUUCAUAAGUUUCACAUUUAAUUGUUCAAUCCUAACAGGAUUCAGAGUCAGAUUCAGAUGAUAAUGUCAAGGUCAAGGAUGACUCUGAAAGUGAAGACAGCAAUGACUAUAACAAAGAAGUAGUAAGUAAAAUUUUGAAAAAAUUGAUCAGCCUGCAUUUUUGGCCAGGGAUUUUGUAGUCAUGGCAUUUAAAGUGAACUAAGGUAUCAGCUCUCUGCUUCUCAUCUAUGUAUGAAGAAUACAACUCUUUGAAAAAUACUGGGAUUUACGGGGAGCUUUGUGAGCCAAUUGCUCAAUAAAAUUUGUUUCUAUUUUUGGCCCAAGAAAACGGUAACACACCUGUUGAUUUUGUGCCCCAAGUCAGAUGUUAGGGAGGCUAGAGUGGGGGAGAUUCCUUUGUUCAGAUGUUAAAUGGUGCAGCCCAACAGUUGGAGCAUGUCACCACAGUAAUAGCCGGGGCUUUUAAGAGCCCAGGCUCCAGCCCCCACCUCAAUAUGUAACUUGGAUACUUAAUUAUUCAUUUGUUAAAGCUUCUUUCAUUAUUUUUUUUAAAUAGGAUUUUGGUCUGGACAAAAAUCUCUCAGAGAAAUUGAUGGAGUUUGAGAACCUGGAGCCUGGACUACGUGGUUCUCUUGAAAAGGUAACUUUGAAAUAAACAUUCAUUCCUUUGUCUUUAAUUUAUUUCUGCUUCAUUGUGCUAUUUCCCAUCACAACUCAAAAAAAAGUGUGAGUUUUGUAAAAAAAAAGUCUUUUUUUUUUUUGUAUAUUAACUAAAAAGUGACUUGUUUUUUUACACUGAGCUAACACACUGUGGUGUGUUUUUUUCAGUAGAGUAAAAAGGGAUAUUUAAAUUUAAAAUAAUUAAACCUCAAAGUCAUGACUAAAUUCUCAAUUUUUCGGGGUGUAACAAAUUGUUAGUGUGAUAUGAAAAUUAUUCAAAGCAGCUCUGGCAAACUUUGUAUGCUUGUAUGUUUCUAUGAUGAAGUUUUAUUUUAAAUCCUUGUUCAUUUUCAGUGCUAGAUUAGAGAAAUUUGUACAUUGCAUUAAAAAAUUGUUACAGAAUAUUUAUUGUGCCUUUGCAUAUUUUUUAAAUGUAGAAUAUGCUUUUUUUUCUACAUGUCUGAAGUUUAGUUGCACAUAGUUUUUUCAGCAUGCAAGCCUAAAAAAAUUAACAAAUUGAACAUUUAUUUAAGACUUUAGAAGAAUUUUUUUUGCCUUGUGUGAAUAACCUAUGUGAUGUAAAGUUUUUGAUUUUUAACUGACUUUACAUUAUUUAAAAUAUUCUUUUAUGAUUUGUUAAGACUUUUUUUUUUUUUUUUUUUUUUUUUAUUAUGAUCUGAUAAGACAUUUUUUUUUUUUUUUUUUUUUUUUUUUUUAAUUCUAAACCUCCAUUUUUUUUUUUUUUUUAAAAAACCAAUUUUUUUUUUUUUUUAUUUUUUUAAAAAAUUAUUUUUUUUUUUUUUUUUUUAAUUUUUUUUUUUUAUUUUUUUUUUUUUUUUUUUUUUUUUUUUUUUUAUUUUUUUUUUUUUUUUCUUAUAAAAAAUUUUUUUUUUUUUUUUUUUUUUUUUUUUAAAUCUCAACACUCCAAUUAUUUCAAUUUUGCAAAAGACCAUAUCUCUCUUUUUCUAAUGUUUAUAAAAAUUAAUUUUUAUUUAUUAUUAUCAACAUUUUUUGUCUAAAUUUUUAUUGCACAUUAACCUAUAGAUAACCAGAGGAGCAAGUAGUUUAGGCCAGGUAAGAUUAAUAUAUCAUAGAGAGCUUGAUUACUUGUACCCAUAAUAAUACAUUUUUCUUAACCAUUAAUAAUUUUUUAUGACAUCUUGAUAUGAAUUUUUUUUUUAUUGAAUAUUUAUAAUUAACUUAAUUUUCUGUAGCAACAUUCUGUUUUGAAAGAUCUAUAAUUUGUACAAUUACUAGUUCUGUUCAUGACAGCAAACUUCUGAAAUGGUUUAUUACUUAGUAUAAUAGGGAAAAAUCCACACCACUUCCUUAACAAAGUUCGCACACUUAUUAAAUAAAAUAACAUUUUUGUAAAAAAAUGUGGAUCUUUAAUCGUCAUUAGAAUAAUUUAAUAACAGUUUUUUUAAUAUAUAAAUAAUAUUUACAUGACUUUGUGCAUUUGCUCCAUUUCUAUUACUUUUUUGCUUCUUGUUUAGUCCUGUCUGCUUUCAGCCAAAACUUUCUCUAUUUCUUGUCCUGUUCUUUCGCCUCAAGCUUCUUCAUACCUAAUUCAAUGAUUUCCUGCAUUUUCUCCACACUUUGUUAACCCUAUUUAUUAAGACUAGUCUUUAUUAAUGAAAUGCUGAAAUAAAUUUACAAUAGAUAUGUGUACUUUGGUUUUUUUUUAAUGGAACCCUGACAAGAUGUCCUUUCACUGAAAAUAAUUUUUUAGCGUUUUAAAAAUUUUUAAAAACUAAUUAAACAUGAAUUAAAAUAUCAAAUUCCAAAUAUCAGCACAACAUUAUAAGCACAUCUAGCACGACAUUAUAAAAACUACAUAUUCCUCUGGCUUUUAAAGCAGUUGUUAACAACAUUAAUUGGGAUAUUAUUGAGCUCUGUUUAUCAGCCUUUGGUGGCUAUCACAUUUGAAAUAAAUGAUUCUUUAAUAUAAUAAUAUUUGAAUUACAAUCAAUAGUUGUAAUGUUUUUUAUGGUGUACCUUUCAUAGGACAUAGAUGGCACCUUAUCACUUAAAUCCACGGCUAGGGAUGAGUCACCAAGAGGUAAAAUUUCACCACUCGACCUAGAUACAGAGAGACGAAGGAAAGCUGAUCUAGCUGCCUCUUCUGCCGAGAGGUUAGAAAACAUUUUUUUUAGAGAAAGGAAUUUUUAAUGUUCUGAAACAAAUAUUUACAUAAUUUUUUCCACAAAUAGUGCAUCUUUUUAAAAAUAUAUAUAACUUUGGUAAUGUUCUUAUUUAUAUUUAAAACAGAAAUGAAACAGUUGUUACAAAUCAGAAAACUCUUGUAUAAAACUGGGGGGUAAAUCUCAUUAUUUAAUUAUGUUUCAGGAUAUAACAUCCUAUGAUGAUUUUUAAAUUUAAAAUUGUUACUUUUCACAGAAGAGCCCAAGAGCAAUUCCUUAGAGAUGAAGAGUUCAAAAUCUCUUCAGCCAAUGAGAGGGCUCUGCAAGAGAUGCAAGAAAAGUUAGAGAGAGAAUUGGAGAAUGCUAAAUUAGAACUUUUAGAGGUUUGUAAACUAACAGAAUGAGAUUAUUAAUUUGAAAUGUCAGUCUGGAGCCUUAGAAAAUCUGAUUGUCACAAGUGUAGGAAAAUAUAAUCAGCUCAUGCCUAUAUAUAACUUGAUUUAUUACUUGCCUCAAAUGUGUUUCCAUGACAGAGUGAUUUCCUUUUUAUAACAUGAACUUUUUAUUUUUCUGUCAUAAUUUAGUUAUUACCAUUUUUGACAACAUGAUGUCACAUUUGUUAAAAGAUAUUUACCAUUAGACCUAUUGAAUUAAUAAUUAUCACCAAGUAACAUGCUUACAAUUUGUUUACAAAGAAAUUUAUGAAAGCUACUUAAUGUCAUUUUGGUAUGCAUGAUUAAACUAAGCUUUGAAGUGAAAUCCAUUUUAAAAAAAAAUAGGAUAAAGAACGGAGGCUGAAAAAAAUCAAGGAUGAGAUCAAGAGGGAGGCAGAAGAAGAAGAAAGAAAAAUCAGGGCUGAAAAGAAAAAUGUCAUCAGGUGAGAAAUUCUACAUAUCAAGCUUGCUCUUUAUCAACAUAUGAUCCUUUUUUCAUUUUCUUCUUUUUAAAAGUAGGUAAAAAAAAAUUUUUUUUUAUAAUUUUUAAUUAGAUAGACUAGAAAGAAUUCUUACAUUUUAUAUGUAUAUAUAUAUUUAUUUAAUAAGGAACUUUGCUUUAUAUUAAGUUCUGAGCUCUUAGAAUGGUUUUUAACAAUCAUAUUAUAUUUGCUUAGCUAUUUGUUAUUUAAAAUUUAAUUUGUAAAUAAUCCUGAAUUUAAAUAUCCUUUUGAACAAAAUAACAAACAUUUUAUUCUAAAGUAACUACAUUUCCCAUUUUUGACUUUCUUUACUAUUUUAACAGCUAAAAAGUAGAAACAAAAUAGUUUUUUCAAUGUAGAUCAUUAUAAUUAUACAUGUUGUGGUUCAAAUUGUUUCCUCACUUUUAAGACAUUUAAAAAAAAAACUAUAUUAGAGUCUAGUCUUUCAAACUGAACUACUUAAUUAUUGAUUUGGUUUAAAAAAAAACAACUAUAUUAGAGUCUAGUCUUUCAAACUGAACUACUUAAUUAUUGAUUUGGUUUAAAAAAAAACAACUAUAUUAGAGUCUAGUCUUUCAAACUGAACUACUUAAUUAUUGAUUUGGUUUAAAAAAAAACAACUAUAUUAGAGUCUAGUCUUUCAAACUGAACUACUUAAUUAUUGAUUUGGUUUAAAAAAAAACAACUAUAUUAGAGUCUAGUCUUUCAAACUGAACUACUUAAUUAUUGAUUUGGUUUAAAAAAAAAUUUGUUUUAAAAAAAAAACUAUAUUAGAGUCUAGUCUUUCAAACUGAACUACUUAAGUAUUGAUUUGGUUUAAAAAAAAAAAAAAAAGCUUCAGUCAUACAAAACAUAUUUCAAAAUAUUUUCAUAUCUAGUUCAGACCUGCACAACUCAAAAUGUAAGGCGGGCCGUAAUACUUGAUGAAAAACUUGUGCGGGCCAAAAUAAAAUAGGAUAGCUAUUAAGAAAAUAAUAAGAAUAAAGAAUAUUUCGUUACCUCACGGGCUGUAUGUUGUUCAGGCCUGAUCUAGAUGUAUCUUUAGAAUAAAUGGAAUUGCAUUAUAAAGCUUCACAACAUAAGAGCAAUAAGUUUUAAAAUAUACAAUUAAUUGCAUAAGAUUUUCAAAAAUUCUAUACAUUUUUUUCAUUGAUUGCCAAGUCUUUGAAAAUAUUUAAUUAAAGAAAAACAGAUAAAAAGCUAUUUAAAAAUUUCUUACAACUUUAUUUGUACCAUUUUUUAAUCGGUAAAUAUUUUAAAUGACCAGGUAAAUAUCUUAAAGUUGCUUUUAGAUUAUUAUUUAUGGUGUAUGGGAACUGGUGAUGUGGCUGAGAGAUGAUUGUCUUCCACCUUUUCUUUGUCAUUUUUCUUUGGGGGAAUUUCAUAUUUUUAUAGCAUGUUGAAUAUUUGCCUCAUCUAGAAUAUUUAGCAGUCAGGCAUCACGGUAACAGUUUGUACUCAGUUUUCUGUUUCAUUUUCAACUGUGCCUCAUGAGAACUAUUUAGCAACAACAACAAAAAAAACACACAACAUAAAACCAACCUUGCAGCAAAGGUUCUCAAUGCUGAUAAAAGAUUUGUACCCUUUAUUAGUUUUUGUGUCUCAUUAAAGUUCUCUAUUCUUUGGUUACUAUAUCUUUAUAAACCUCAUAUUCAUGAACAUUCCACUUACCUUUUAGCUCCAUCUGCCACGUUUAGAAAUAAUUGAUGAGAACAGGAAAAUUGAUAUAAGAGAAUAUUCGUGCACGAUGUUAUUGAAUUUUUGUGUGUGCAGUUUCUCUAAAGAUAAUUUAACUUAAAUGGAAUAAAAAACCUUUUUUUUUUUUCAAGUACCGGUAAGACUUUUUUGGGUAUCCUUGCUAUUUUAAUUGAUUUGAUUUUGUUAUUUGACCAACAUGUUUUGUCUAUUGGUUAAUAGCAAGUUGCAAGAAGAGCUCAACUUGGCGAAAGCCCAGGAAGAAACUCAGUUAACAAAAUCUCAGGAACUAGAUUUAGCCCAGCUCCGCAGCCAACACAACACCAUUUAUGCCCAAAAAGAGAAAGAGCUGCGGUAAAGCCAAGCCCCGUUUGAUGUUGAUUUACGUGAAAUACUGCAUGGUGUUGUCGCGCUUAACCACCCCUUUUAUCAGUUUUGUUUCAUUUUGUUUCUGAGCUUGCUUUUUUGUGCGCUUAUUUCCCAUAACUAAUUAUAACACAUUAAUUUCAACUAUAUUUCAUUUCUUUUUUAAAAAACAAUUUUUUUACUUUGUGUAAAGUUAAUUCAUUUCAAUGCUUAAACUUCCUUUUGCAUUUUUCAUUAAUUUCCUCACUUUUUUCUUUUAUUAAAGAAAUAUCCACUAAGUCCUAGUUCUUUUAAUUGCCUUUAAGGAUAUGAAAUCAAAAGUUGUUAAUUAAAAACAACCAUUUUACUCAUCUGGUCUGUAAAUAAACUCGAAAGCUUUGGCUCACUUUUGGAAUUUGACAUAGUAGUAACAAACAUAACAUGGAAUAGAGAACAUAACAGCUGAUGCAUGCAGGUCUCAUCAACACUGUAUAGUCCCGAAUCGUCUGGUAACCUUACAUUUUCUGUAGCCACUAACAACCCUCUUGAAGCUGCCAUAUGUUAAAUGUGCCAUCAGUGUCCCUGUUAAAACUCAUAGGAAAUGUUAAAUAUGUCUUGGCUGUAUUUAUUGCAUUCUUGCAUCACAUCUGACAUCCUGCUAUGGAAUGCAUUAAGUAACUCACACAGUUGUCUGUAAGUAACUGCCAUGUCUAAGUGCUGGUGACUGAUGUUUAUGUGUGAUAUUUUAUUAGGAAAGUAGAAACUUUUAAAUCCAGUUUACAAAAUGAUGUUGUUAAUUAAAAGAAUUGCCCCAGUAAUUAUGGUCUGUAUUUAAUUGUGCAGAACAAUAAUUAACGGUACAAAUCUUUUAAGUGAAAGGAUUUUUGUGGGUUAAAUAAUUUUUUUCUCUUUUACAUGAAUAUAAAACGAAAUUUUAGGUUUGAAACUGUAGAAUGCAGUCAAAUAUUCCUAGUGUAUUAAAAGAUGUUAGAGAAUAAUACAAUUGAGCAAAAAAAUUUUUUAAAGUAAUGCAAAGAGCACAUCUAUAAUGUGCCUCAUGUAAAAUUUCAUGUGACCACAGGGAACAGAUGGAAAAAGCACUACAGAAACUCAGGGAUGAAGUCGGUGCCUUACAGAGGGAGGAGCAGGACAAACUGGAGGAGGAGAAGAGAAAGGCUUUAGAGAAGUUGUCCAAACAGGUGAGCUUUAGAGAAGUUGUCCAAACAGGUGAGCUUUAGAGAAGUUGUCCAAACAGGUGAGCUUUAGAGAANUGUGCCUCAUGUAAAAUUUCAUGUGACCACAGGGAACAGAUGGAAAAAGCACUACAGAAACUCAGGGAUGAAGUCGGUGCCUUACAGAGGGAGGAGCAGGACAAACUGGAGGAGGAGAAGAGAAAGGCUUUAGAGAAGUUGUCCAAACAGGUGAGCUUUAGAGAAGUUGUCCAAACAGGUGAGCUUUAGAGAAGUUGUCCAAACAGGUGAGCUUUAGAGAAGUUUUCCAAACAGGUGAGCUUUAGAGAAGUUGUCCAAACAGGUGAGCUUUAGAGACAUUGUCCAAACAUCUGUCUUAAGUUAUCUUUAAAAAAGGAAUAUUUUUUAUGAAAAUCUUUACCACUUAUGCUUUAUGAAUGUUAUUCUUAAAAAUCUCUACACCAAAAUGUCAUUCCAUGUUUCAUAUAAAGCUUCAGUCCCACUACUGGUAUUGUUUACAAACAACAGGUUGAAGCUUCAGUGGCGUCAGAGAAAGCAAAGCUGCAGGACGAGGAAAGAAUACAGCUGGAGUCAUUGCGCAGCAAACAUGGCACAGAUAUAGAGAGGUUGAGGGAAGACUUGGAGAAGAGACAUAGAGAUAGACAGGACAGUCUGAGGAAUGAACUGGCUGAGACUCAUAGACAGGUGAGAAUCUUUGAAUUUUUCACAGUCAGCUUUGUGAGACGGAUAUGCUUUAGUAUCAUGUUACUUGUUGGAUCAGUGAUCCCCAACCUGUUGGAAAUAUACUGUACAUUACUGAAAGGGCCACACGUUUGAAAUGGCUGUAUUACUUCAUUGAAAGCAUGUUGUCGUUUGAGAUUUCUAACUUUCCCUGAACAUGGCAAUCUAAAACAACAUGAACAGUCAAGGACCACAGGUGUAAAAACCGAGACUGGAAUGUUUAUCACACCUUUAAAAUCCUUUUACUUAAUUCUUUCUGUUUAAAUUUAACAGCAAUUUAUCAUUUUUAUCAUAAAACAUAACAUGUCUAUUUUUUCCCUAGCCACCCCGUUUUGUAUUCUUUGAUUGAAAAAUCAGUGUCUCAUUCAUAGCAACAUUUUUUAACAGUUAAGGGGUUGGAUUUAAGCAAUGACAUGUAUAUAUAAUUAUUUAGUUGAGAUUUCUCUUGAAUUUAGUGUUAAUUUGUGGUCAUUCUGUCCACCCAUUCAGCAAAUGGUGAAGUUGAGAGAAGAACUAAACACCCUCCAUGAAGCUGAGAGACAGCAAGAAGAAAACGACCUGGAGGCUGCCAGGAAAAGACAGAAAGCCAUCAAUGACUUGGAGCGAGGAGUAAGAAUAACUGGGGAGCUGUUUUGUUGAUUGAGAUGGGGAGCUGUUUUGUUGAUUGAGAUGGGGCGCUGUUUUGUUGAUUGAGAUGGGGACCUGUUUUGUUGAUUGAGAUGGGGACCUGUUUUGUUGAUUGAGAUGGGGACCUGUUUUGUUGAUUGAGAUGGGGAGCUGUUUUGUUGAUUGAGAUGGGGACCUGUUUUGUUGAUUGAGAUGGGGAGCUGUUUUGUUGAUUGAGAUGGGGACCUGUUUUGUUGAUUGAGAUGGGGACCUGUUUUGCUGAUUGAGAUGGGGACCUGUUUUGCUGAUUGAGAUGGGGACCUGUUUUGCUGAUUGAGAUGGGGACCUGUUUUGUUGAUUGAGAUGGGGACCUGUUUUGUUGAUUGAGAUUUUGUUGAUUUAGGUGGGGGCCUGUUUUUUUGAUUGAGAUGGGGACCUGUUUUGUUGAUUGAGAUGGGGACCUUUUUUUUUUAUUGAGAAGUUAAUUUAAAAAAAAAAAAGAAAUAGAUUAAAGUAUUUAUCACCCUAUCAUUUUUUUUAAAGCAUAUAUGAAUGUCUGGGGUGUUUUAUUGUAAAUAGUGGAUCGGAGUUAAUAUUAGAAGAGUUGAUUCUUAGAUUGUCAGAUUGUUACAUCUGGUGAUUAUAAAAAUGUGUGUCUUACAUAAGCUGUUUGAGUUUUGUGGAAUAGUAGGUAUGUGUAUCAGAGCCUGUCAAAAUGUAACUUAUUGAGCUAAAAACUUCAUUGUCAGAUUUCCAAAAAUGUUCUUGCAUACAAAGAUUUUGUAAAAUAUUUAGAUAAAAAAACUAAGACAGAUAAAAUUAUUUAUAAUGAAAGUGAACAUACUAGAGACGAAAUGGAAAGCUCAAUAAAAGAUACCUUUUUUUUAUUGUAGUAAAAAUAUAUUGUAAAUUACCCUUAAUUCUUUUUAUUCCUGACAUUAAAUUAUGAAAAUUUCUUGUCAUCUUUCAGCUGGAUGAUGUUCUGAGUGAACGCAGGGCUGAACUAAAACAAGAACAUCAGGCGCAGCUUACAGCCCUGCGCAGGGAACACGAGGAACAGUUGCGCAAACUUAAAGAGGAAUUUAAAGUUAAAGUUAGCACACGUUUCAUUUCUUAUAAGUUCAUACCUAGUUAUCCUAGUAAUUAAUACUACCAGUUAACUUGAUGCCUCAUCUUCUUCUAUAUUUUGAGGGCUAAUGAUCAAUGCAUUCUGGCUCCUAGUCUACUAAAUACUGCCAGUCUUAUAAAGUUCAUUCCUAGUUAUUAAAUACUGCCAGUCUUAUAAAGUUCAUUCCUAGUUAUUAAAUACUGCCAGUCUUAUAAAGUUCAUUCCUAGUUAUUAAAUACUACCAGUCUUAUAAAGUUCAUUCCUAGUUAUUAAAUACUGCCAGUCUUAUAAAGUUCAUUCCUAGUUAUUAAAUACUGCCAGUCUUAUAAAGUUCAUUCCUAGUUAUUAAAUACUGCCAGUCUUAUUAAGUUCAAUCCUAGUUAUUAAAUACUGCCAGUCUUAUUAAGUUCAAUCCUAGUUAUUAAAUAUUGCCAGUCAGCCAUAUCUCAAACCUUUCAUGGUUAGUGAACUGCAUCAAAUGAUUUCUAAUUUUUUAUAACCACAAAUACUUUUCAACCAUUCAUGGUGUAAAUUAAUACACAUGUACAUAUUUAUAUGUACCUUUAUUUUUUUAAAAAUGUUAUAUUUGCAAUCAGUCAGUUUUGAAUAAAUACAUAUCUUUUAAAUGAAUCGAAUUGACAGUAAAUAAUAUAUUUACAGAAAGUAAAGAAACAAUAGAUAUAUGUUCAUUUUAAAGUCAGACUCCCACAUGAUUUGGUGGACUCAACACUAAUGUAAACAUUGGCUAAUCAGUAUCAAAUAUAAAAUAAUGACUAAAUUAUCUGUAUCAAAUUUGAAGAUUGGCUUAUUAAGUGUAUAAAAUGUUAUGAUUGGCUUAUCAUACCUAUCCAUUGUGUGCACUGACAGAUACAGUCUGAACAAGACAAGCUGGCCACAGAGCUAGAGCAACAGAAGAAUCAGCUGCAACGACAGCAUGACAGAGAGGUUGGGGAGAUGAAGCAAAACUUCCAGAUCAAGAAGGAAAGUUUACAGGACCAGCUGGACGAUGAAGUCAGUAUAAGUUACAGCUGUUUUUUGCUCUUGAUUUUUCAUUCUUUCUUUGCUUCAGAUAAAUGAUUUGAAUAGUUCUGGGCCUGAACAGAAAAUUACUUUUAUAUAUUGGAAUUACAUUUCCCUCCCCCCCACCCCCCACCCCCCCAAUCAGCAAAUCUUGAAAAUGUUGAAUAUUUCCCUGUUUGUUUCAGUGAAGAUUUACUUCCAUAAAUUUACCUAGUUAUCCUAUUCAGGAAAGGUUACCGACAUACAUUUUUGAUAAAUUAGCACACUUAACUAUUAUAAGUUACCGUAGAACUUUUAGAAUUUCAAACCAGCCUGAUCCUACUAUAGAGUGAGCUGUGUGACCUUGACCCAGGUGUCUUGUUUUUUUAGGAGUCCUGUUUGUAGACUUUUGGCAUAGUUCAUUUUUUGUUAUCAUUGCUCAGGAGGAGGAACUGAAGGAGAAGAAAUCUGACCUAGAAAGAAGAGCUGCGUAUGUGGAGAAGUCAAUGAAGUCUAUUGAAUCACAGGUGGGCCACCAUUUAGAAAUAGAGUUUUCAUGUUUUUUUUUUUAAAUUUCUAUCUAAAGGUGUAAUGUUUUUGUAGAAAUAUGUUGCAUUAACUCUUCUAAUUUUCGAAUGGAAUUUGAAAAUCAUAAUCUGUGGCUCAGUUACGUUUUGUAAAUGUCUGUUUCCCAGCAUUUCUAGAUUUUGCCCCCCUAUCCAAGGGAAAAAUUUUUAGUAGCGGAAUAGCCAUGCUUAUUUUUGUUCUCAAAUAUGUUAACAUAGAAAUAUAGAAUGUUAAACUAUAAAUCUGUUUUGAACAUUUCAUUCAUGGACUUGCCGUUGUGUAACAUCAGUGAAUUAUUUGAUACCAUUUCAAAUAUUCUUAUAUAAAUAGAAAUAGAAGCUAAACAAUGUUAUACGGUUUGUGUUGGUAUUUCUCGUAGUGAUUAUUUUGCUGUUUCGGCUUGUAAUUUGUUUAUAGUCCUGAUAAUGCACCGGUUUGUAUUUCUUAUAGUGCUAACAUCUUGAUGCCUAUCCUACUCCUAAUCUCUACAUUAUUUAUUCUUUUCUCAUAUUUAAAGGAAAAAAUUCUGGAAGAAAGACGUAAAAAGUUUUCAGCUGACAAAGACAGACUGGAACAAGAUCAUGAUGUAAAGUUGGAAUAACUCAUUGCAUGUUUAUUUAUGGCUUUAACAUAAAACUUUGACAAAUGUAAAUAAGAGAUGAAGUAAGCUUUUUGUUUGUGUAAAACUUAUUUUUAAACUUGCUAGUUUCCUCCAUCUUUGUUUUAGGAAGCACUGCUUUCUAAAGUGUCCUCCCUUGGAGCAGCAGAGUUGGAGAGGAUGAGGGAAGAGCGGAGACAACUGCUACAGGAGCUCAGUGAGGAGCAGGGUCACCUGGACAAGGCCAAACAAGAGAGGAAAACUCUGGAAGGGGACGUCAUCAAGCUGAAGAUGUCUAGGGAGCAGCAGAACAAAAAACUCAGGUAAUCAAAGCUUGAGUUCAAUGUCCUGACCCUUAGGAACUAAAUGUUUAGGUGGUUGAGAGCGGUGGACCCAUAGAAACAAACAGAUGAGUUUGAGAAAUAUUGAGAGAAACAAAAAGAUGUCUGAAUACAACCAUAGGGUUGAUGUUCAACAUCAAUAGAUAGAUGAUACAUAAUGAACUUCAUUAUGCUACAACUCGUCCAAUUUUAAUGUCCCAAAAAUGACCAAGUGCUAGCUCCACCCAUAUGUACUACUUGUUAAGCCCAUACAGCCUAAACACAAUUUUAGUUCAAAUUUUUGCUAACACAUAGCGUUAACAUAAUAAUCUGUUCAGUUGUUUACUAGCUCUAAGAUGAAAGCGUGCUCAUUUAUACUUACAUAUUUUUAUUAUUUUAAAUUUUAUAUUCAGCUUUUAACAGGAAAAAAAAAAAGAGGAAAAAUUUAUUUUUCUCAAUAUAAAUUUGUUAAAUGUAAUUCUUGUAACGUCAGCGAGAUGAGGGAAAGAGUUGAAAAGAAACUGAAAGAAUUUGAAGGGCUUCAGGAUCGCUUUGUGAAGGAAACUGAACACAGCACGUCAGCUGUGAGAGCUGAAGGGGGUGGAGCAGGGCUGGUAGGAACAACUUCUACCACAAAACUGACCACAGAUGCUAUAAGAACUAGUUCAUAUCAUGUUGGACUGUCCAGUGAUGAGGAGGAUGACUUUCUCUCAAGUAUGUUGUUGUUUUUUUAUUUACAUGAAAAUUUUUUUAACUCAUUUUUUUAAAAACAGCUAGUAGCUGAUGAAGAUUAAAUUAUCGUUUGAAAUCUUUUCAUCUAGUCCAUGUUAAUUUCCUUUUUUUCUUUCCAGUGAAUCUUACAAAUAAAUGAACUGAGCCAUAGAAUUUUUAAUAUUUUUUUUUAAAUAGCUGAUUUUAAUAUUUUGUUUUUUUUAUACCAUUGGUGUAUUAAAAAUUGUAACAAUUUGAAAAAUACAUUGACAUUUUUUUGGUAAUAUUUCUUUCCUUGAACUACGCAAUGAUGCAUGAAAGCUGAAUUUAGUGUACUCUUUUCUCAAUUAUAGGUCCAAACAAACCAAAGACUUUAUUGAGGGUGAGUCAUAUGAUUACAAAUGAAUUGCAUUCAGGUACUUAAUUAUCAAAAAUAUUAUUGUUUUUAAAUUUUCAAAUUAAAACAGAGGCAUUUGAAGGAUUUAUCUUGUGUGUAUUUUAUUUGCGUAUAACUAAUUUCCCGAUUUUUAUUACCUCAGGCAGGAGUAUCCUGGCAGGAUGUUCUAGCAGCGGAUGAUGGAUGGCUUGAACCCAGUUUACCCGGCACUAACAAAAGGUAAAAUCAUUUACACAGACCAAUUAUUUUGCCAUCAGCAGCUGUGCCCUAAUAGCUUGUUGGCUUUCUGUGUUCUUCUCUUUUAACAAAAAAAGGUCACCAAGAUGAAUUAUCAUAGUGUUUAACACAAUCUUAAGGGAAAUAACUUUGAUUUUUUUAUGGAAACCUGUUCUAUAAUUGAAGCUUAGCCCCUUGGAUGUCAGUUUGUUGUUCAGCGGGCAUCCCCCAUGCCUGACAAUCCUGCUGGGGAAAGCCUCAUGACUCACUGAUUCUGCCACCACCCUCUGCCAGUUUUCAUACUAUAAUUGAAGCUUAGCCCCUUGGAUGUCAGUUUGUUGUUCAGCGGGCAUCCCCCAUGCCUGACAAUCCUGCUGGGGAAAGCCUCAUGACUCACUGAUUCUGCCACCACCCUCUGCCAGUUUUCAUUUAACAUUUAGUAAAUCUUCUAGUGGUUCCAACAUUUUCAGGGGUCUAAAAGAGCAUCUGGCCCAAGAAAGCUUGACCAUUAGCAAGGCUAAAUCAUUUCUACAGAAACAACGUAGGGCAUUGAAACAAAGGCAGUCAGCGUUGGCUGCAGCUAAGCAAGAACUGGUUAAAGAUUCUUGGCAAGUGCAACAAGGGGUGAGUCACUCUAGGGCUAUUUAGCUCUUAUCUACUCUCCAUUUUCAUUGACUAUUUUUUAAAAUUAAAAGCCAAUAUUUUUGUGUGUAAUUGUCUUGAAGAUUAAAGGAAAAAUAAAUUGUUCAAAAAUUGAACUGAGCAAACAUAACAUUGUGAGCAAACAUGACAUUGUGAGCAAACAUGACAUUGUGAGCAAACAUGACAUUGUGAGCAAACAUGAAAUUGUGAGAAAACAUUACUUUGUGAGCAAACAUAACAUUGUGAGCAAAAAUGACAUUGUUUUAUUAAACAUCUUCAGGAUCAUGGUGCUGAAGUGUUGGAUGAAGUGAGGCAAAGUUUAGAAAGGGAGAGAAAUCAUAUUGAUUCCCUUCAAAUUCAGGUCAACUCGGGGUCAAGGUUGCUGAAGCAGAAAGAGGCUAAACUGCUGGAGAUGGAAGACUUAGCUAAAGAGGUAAAUCAAUAAUGCAUUAGAAAGAUGCAUUUAGCAGAAAGAUGCAUUUAGCCAUGUUUAAUGUUACAUUGACAUAAGCUCAACAUGACCCUAUUUGAGAUGAGAGUUAUGAAAUAAACAAAAUCCUGCUGAUGAAUGAAUGACUAAUAUAACAGAAAGCUGGCACUCAUUUUCUCCAAGGAGUUUGGUUAUUUUUCAUUUAUAGAAAUGAAUUGAAAUUCAAAAUGAGUUCUGUGUCAUCUAAUUCAGAAAAUGUCAGUGUGGAAAACAAGAAGCUUUGCACGUAAACAAUUUUAAUUAAAAAAAGAAAACCUAGUCAAGCAUGAAAAUUCUAGACUCUUGUUAAAGAGGUAACAUUAAAGAAACUAGUCUGACAACUCAUCUUAAAGAGGUAACACUAAAGAAACUAGUCUGACAACUGAUCUUAAGAGGUAACACUAAAGAAACUAGUCUGACAAUUAUUUUUUUUCUUAUUCAGCGUGAGAAUGAAGAGGAAUCAGAGUUUUCUCCCUUUGCUGGACCAUGGCAAAGAGUCAAGAUCCCUAACCUUGACCUUAGUGAUGAUGACAGCAGUGGUAUUAGCAGCUCAAAUGCAAGUCUGGAUAAUUUCUUGUAUGGUGAGUUCAGUUUGUAAACAUAUCUCUCCCUCUGUUUCUGUUCAAAAUGUUGACUGAAUUAAACAUUUUAAUUGUUGUUUUUUUAAACAUAAACUCGAUAUCUUCUCUUUAUCUUAUUGUUAUUUCCUAAAUAAUAUUGAACAAGAAUUCAUAUUUUCCACUAAUGUUUUACACAGGCUUAUUAUUAAUGUCCGUCCAGCUGAAAAAGUCUUUUUAAUUUGAAACUUAAUAAUAAAUAACUGAACUUGAUUUGGCUCAAUUGGCUGCGUGAUUUCUUUUCCAGGGCACAACAAGUACACUUCAGCCCCAUCGUACACCACUCAUUCCCCACAUCACGUGGGAGGGGGUGGUAAAGAUGACCUUGCCAAAGCCCUUCACAAGAUCAACUCUGAACUGUCCCGUGUCCUCAACUACAUUGACAGAGAUGGGGAAACUCCAGCAGCAGGUAUGUCCAACACGACCUGUGCAAACACUGUGGGGAGGCAUGUGGUGCGUGUAUCUAAAAAAACAAGUAAUUAAAUUUAAAAAGCCUUGAGUAUCUAUUAGUAUGGGAGAAGCCUUUCUAAAUUGAUUGCCAUGCCUACACUGCAUCUAUUAGUAUGGGACAAGCCUUGCUUAUGUUGUCAUGCCUAAACUACAUCUAUUAGUAUGGGACAAGCCUUGCUUAUGUUGUCAUGCCUAAACUACAUCUAUUAGUAUGGGACAAGCCUUGCUUAUGUUGUCAUGCCUACACUACAUCUAUUAGUAUGGGACAAGCCUUGCUUAUGUUAUCAUGCCUACACUACAUCUAUUAGUAUGGGACAAGCCUUGCUUAUGUUAUCAUGCCUACACUACAUCUAUUAGUAUGGGACAAGCCUUGCUUAUGUUAUCAUGCCUACACUGCAUCUAUUAGUAUGGGACAAGCCUUGCUUAUGUUGUCAUGCCUAAACUACAUCUAUUAGUAUGGGACAAGCCUUGCUUAUGUUAUCAUGCCUACACUACAUCUAUUAGUAUGGGACAAGCCUUGCUUAUGUUAUCAUGCCUACACUACAUCUAUUAGUAUGGGACAAGCCUUGCUUAUGUUGUCAUGCCUACACUACAUCUAUUAGUAUGGGACAAGCCUUGCAUAUGUUAUCAUGCCUACACUACAUCUAUUAGUAUGGGACAAGCCUUGCUUAUGUUAUCAUGCCUACACUACAUCUAUUAGUAUGGGACAAGCCUUGCAUAUGUUAUCAUGCCUACACUACAUCUAUUAGUAUGGGACAAGCCUUGCAUACACUGCAUCUUAUGUCACAAGCAUCAACUUUAGAAAAAGAUCCCUGAAAUAAUCAGCAUUGUAAAUGUUGACCUAAUAUUUGAGCUAUGUUUGAGAUUGGCUGCAGCUAGACCUAAUAUAUCCAGCUAUGUUUGUAAACUGGCUUUUAAUAGACCUAAUAUUUCCACUUAUUUUCUUUUUAAUAACAAUUGGAUUUUUGCUUUUGGGUACAAUGUCUGUAAGUUUUAAAAUUUUUAAAGUUUGAUUCCUACUAAUCGUACCACGUUUUAAGUCUGUAAGUUUUAAAAUUUUUAAAGUUUGAUUCCUACUAAUCGUACCACGUUUUAAGUCUGUAAGUUUUAAAAUUUUUAAAGUUUGAUUCCUACUAAUCGUACCACAUUUUAAGUCUGUAAGUUUUAAAAUUUAAAUAAUAUAGUGUGUUUUUGUCUUGUGUACAUUAGCCCUGAAGGUGAUUUAAGAACCCUAUAUUAAGUGAUCCCAACAUCUGUUUCAGAUCGCCUGCCUGUGCGUUACACCCCAUCACAUCAUCAUUACUCUGGCCUUCCUGAAGCAGUCCUUUGGUCACCACACCCACCACAAGGGUAAGUUUUUAAAGUGUUCAUUUUCUCUUGUUAAUUACAAUGCAAGAUUGAAAGCAUCGACUCCUAUAAAUUCCAACUCAUAAAACUGGUCUCAUCUCCAUCGCAACAUCACUCUCCUACCAUUGUGACUAAUUGACCAUCUAAAAACUGUCAGGUAUUAUGGACGCAGACCCAAAAUUAUUUCUCUCCACACAACAAAGUAACUGCUAGUUGGCUUUUUCUAAAUUUACUAGGCUCGUCAACAUUGACCUGGCCAACACUUUGACCUGGCCAACACUUUGACCUCUGACCUUACAAAUGCACUCACUACUACUGCAUGCCCUUAUUUAUCUUGAUCCCCUUAAAGAGAAAUAGAAUUCUGCAUGGAAACUACUAUUUCCCACUUGAUCCAUAAGUUUUAAAGAAUCCAGGCCCAGCAGUUCAUUAGAAACAUAAAAUUCUCCUCAGCCCGCCACCCAAAGAUUACUCAACGCUUGUCUACACAGCCGAGCAGUCCUUGGAACGCAAAUGGAGAAAGUAUUUUGGUGGUGAGUCUGGUCUUGGGGCGUUGAAAUUGCUGCAUGAUGGAUAUUUUAGGAUUUUUCAUUCAUAAAUAUUAAAUCAUCUAACAGCAAAGGUUAUUAGUCUUUAAAAAAGCAUAUUUUUGAAACAUAUUCUUGUGGAAGGGGAGGGGGGGUGCUUGUUUGUAAUACAUAAAAUAAGCAUUUUGAAUUUUUCUUGUUUCAAGAUCGAAGAGCUCCAUUCACAGCUGGCCCAUCAUAUGUCACACCAUCGCACGGCUACGGACAUGCUUCUAUGUCUGUCAGGUGAGAUGUUUUAAUGAUGAAUUUAACCUUCAAUCCAUAUGAUGAAUGUCCAUAUAAUAUAGCAAGAAGAAAAAUAUAUUUAUUAACUAGGGCUUAACCGGGAUCAGUUUUUUUAUCUGGGUCCCGGAUAUUUUAAAAAAAUACCUGGUGGGUCCAGAUGUUACCAAAAACGAGUUAACUUCUCAAUUUAUAUAAUAUAUGCAGUCCUUUAAACAAGAGAGUCCUACAGACAGUCCUACGCCAUAACCAUGGCUCUUUAUUGAUUAAUAUAAUAGUCAUCUCCGAAAAAAUUCAAACUUCUCACCUGGAUUCAACUAUCACACAUGAUGCUCACUGCUGGACAGCUUUUUUUUCUUCUUUUACUCAAUACUAUUAAUAUAAAACAUGUUGAGUAGGGGGAGAGCAGGCUGCUCUAAGGAAGCAGUCACACCAGAAGCAAAACAUACAUAAGAGAUACUCUCCCCUUUCCUUUGCACUCAUUCAAACAUGUUUCCUUCCUAAAUGGAUAAACUACCAUUUUAAAAUAAAUUUUCAUCAAAUUUUGUUUUUUUUACACCUAUCAAUGGCAAUUUGGUAAAAAUGGACUCAGAUGAUGAAUUUGAUAGCACUUUAGCCGUAGUUGGACAUAAUUCAUGGUAAUAAUGAUUCCUGUAUUUAAGUAAAAGAAUCAAAAAUCAAUAUCGUCAUAUUUUGAUAUAAUUAUUGAGUGUACCGUCUAGUAACUUUCUAUUUCACUAUAGUAGCGUAAAGUGACAUGUGGAUAGAAGCUUUGGUUUUUUAUGUGCUAUGUGGAUAUGGAGGUGACUGAUGAUUAUAGAGGUGACUGAUGAUUAUGGAGGUGACUGUGAGGAUUAUGGAGGUUACUGAUGAUUUUUAUUAGGAAUGUGUGAGAUUUUGAUUAGGACUAUGAUGAUUAUGGAGGUGACUGAUGAUUUUGAUUGUGACUGUGAUUAUUUUGGUUGUCACUGUGAUGAUUAUGGAGGUGACUGUGAUGAUUAUGGAGGUGACUGUGAUGAUUAUGGAGGUGACUGUGAUAAUUAUGGAGGUGACUGUGAUGAUUAUCAAGGUGACUGUGAUGAUUAUCACGGUGACUGUGAUGAUUAUCACAGUGACUUUGAUGCCCUAUUCUCGACUUGUAUAUUCUAUUGCAUUGGGGGCAGCCAAAGCUAUUUUUAGAUAAUACACUGACCAAAAAUUCACUUUGGGCUAUAAGCUUCGUAUUAACAAGAUAUUGAAUUGAAGGUCAGAGCUAAAUAAAUCUUUUGUCAAACCUCAUCAGCCUGUUGAACUUGUGAAAUUUUAAAAUAAUAUUUUUUUUAAUAACCAAAUAAAACCUGGACAAAAAUCAUGUACACAUCAGUAAAAGCUAAAACCAGGUAUACAAUUUGAGGAGAUUGUAUCACUUGGCAAGUAUGGAUCAAAGUAAACAAUUAUUGAAGCACAUGCUUCUAAUAUUAAUGGAUAUUAUUUAUCACUUUACAUUUCUUUUAUAGAAAUAAGUAUUUUGUCCUGUGCAAAUGUCCUACUUAUGACUUGAAGGAAGCCUUGCAAAAAUGGUGAAAUUGUUGAUGCAGCAUCUCUGUGACAUCAUUGCAUGUAAAAAAAAAAAAUACAACUUGGUUCCAAAACGUCUGGUAUCCUGGCCCUCUCCCAAUGAGCCCCUCUCAAUGGCCUCUCUUAAUGGCCUCUCUCAAUGGCCCCUCUCAAUGGCCUCUCUUAAUGGCCUCUCUCAAUGGCCUCUCUUAAUGGCCUCUCUCAAUGGCCCCUCUCAAUGGCCCCCCUCAAUGGGCCCCUCUUAAUGGCCCCUCCCACUGGCCCAGCCUCUCUUAAUGGCCUCUCUCAAUGGCCCCUCUCAAUGACCCCUCUCAAUGGCCUCUCUCAAUGGGCCCUCUCAAUGCCUCUCUUAAUGGGCCUCUCUCAAUGGCCUCUCUCAAUGGCCUCUCUCAAUGAGCCCCUCUCAGUGGCCUCUCUCAAUGACCCCUCUCAAUGGCACUGUCUGUAGGGAAUUUAGGGACUGAAAGCUGUGACUGGUUUCUUUGAAUGUUAUUUUUUUUAAAAUAGAAAAGACUUGAAGUGGAUGUUUUGUAUAUUAUCAAAUACAAAACUUGAUUUAUGAAUUAUAAUGGAGUGACUGACUUAACGAAGUUCAAAAAUUGAUCCAUCCAACUUCUUUCAAAUUAAAACUGAUAAAUCAUUGCAGGGACAGACAUUUUCAUCUGAGUCUGACAGAAGCUAGACCAGUGUCAUCCGUACAGUCUCAACUGGCCGAGCAGAAAGAGUGGCUGAAACAGCACCACAGUAAAGUGGAGAGUAAAGUCCCUUCCUAUCAUAACCCACAUGCCUGGGAGUCUAGCUCUCUGUAUCCUUUCUAUGUGUACAAUUAGCAUCAAUUGCUUCUGUGAUUUAAAAGAUCAAACACUUGCUUUCACUAUAGCAAAAACAUUUGAAUGAUUAUAGUAAGGUUUUGUUUUGCUGAAAAUUGACAUGCAGCUUUUUCAACAGUCGUGUUUGAUUUAUCUCCCGAAAUAAGCACAUGAGAGAAGACCAUAAAAUUUACUGUGAAAUAAAAUCGUUCUAUUAUUUACAAACUUAACAAAUUAAUAAUUUUUUGCGUCACAAUAUUUGACACAAUUUCAUUGAGGGUAGGAGAUAAAUGAAAUUUAAAAAGAAAAGCAUUGCUCAUAUUGGACAUUUAAAUUCCAUAACUGUCAACUACAGACACAGCACAGGUGCUGUAUCCGAUGCACGGAGGGAGGUUCCCGUUUUAUCCACACCACCACGAUAUCCUUCAAAGAUCCGGCUAGAGCUGGAUGACCAGGAUGAAAUACGAGUUCGACAGUAUUAGACUAACACGACUUCUGGAGGCAAUGUUUCAAGAAAUGGAAACCAGGGCCAGAAAACUGUAAAAAGAAAUGAAGUCUGGUUCAGCUUUAACAGGACAAACAACGAAUAUAUUGACAAUGAUGAGCGCUGGGAACAGGAAGCAAAGGAAAAAGAAAUCCUAUUUGUCGAGAAAUCAAGAAAAUCACCUCUAAAGAGGAAUGUAACUUGAGUUUAGGACACAGGAGAAAUUGUUGUAGACUUGACAGUCAAAACAACUUGAAAUCAUGGAUUGUUUUGAUGUCCCUGCUUGUUUUUGAACUGAGUGAAGAGGAAUCCAUUGAUAUUAUUCUAUGUCUCAUGAAAACAAUUUUUUUACCAGAUUUAUUUAAAAAUGAAGCCAUUUUUUAAGAGUUGUGUCCUCGUUCUCCCAAAAAUGGAAAAUAGCUUAAAAUGAUAAUGUUAGCAUUUGUUUUGUAUUUUCUAUGUAUAUAUGUACAAGGUAUACAAGGUAGCUAAAUCAAAAGCAUGUACUUAGAAGCACUGAGAUGAACUAUGGUAUUUACUAAUUAUAAUAUUUACAACUCGUGCAAAUAAUGCAAUAAACUUAAAUUUUAGAUAGUAAUUACCACUUAAAUUUACUAAAUAUUUGCAUGCAAUGAUUGUAUUUCAUACAAAAAUAUAAUAUAUCCAUUGUAUUUAUCUUGGUACUCUUUACAAAUGUAAAAAAUUUUUGUAACAAUUAAAAUCUAUUUCUUUUUUAAAAGUCAGAAGGGUUGAAAUCUUGACCUUUGACCUUACACCAAGGGGGGAAUGCAGUAAAUGAUUAAAUGAUUGCAGUUUUUUUAACUAUAUGGUUUUAUAAAUGUGAGGGGCUCUAAUACUCUGCCACAAAUUUGGAAUGAAUUUCAUUUAACGAUUCGAAAUCGGUCCAUUUUAUGGAAAAAAAUUAUCUGGU
Lymnaea stagnalis (great pond snail) is the source of this 31778-nucleotide messenger RNA. The record is from the annotation of a GenBank genome assembly. NCBI's taxonomy places the organism in Eukaryota, Metazoa, Mollusca, Gastropoda, Lymnaeidae.